AUGCCCUCGUCCGCGCUGAAGCGGAACGGUCUUCAGGAUCAAAAGUUUAUCGAAAGUGGUGGGAUUGCUUAUAUAAGGAAAUGUUGGCGCAAUGCGCAGUGGAGUGACUAUCCGUUUGCUUUUGCCGUGAAAGCCGCGAAGAAACUGCCCGUGCAAAAGCUACCCAUAUCUGCUUUCAAGAGGAACGGGAUGCAAGAUCAGGAGCACUCGAAACUUUUGGGAACAACUAACUUUCUUAAGAGAUGUCCCCGCGAUGUAACUAUAGAAUGCGACGUUUGUACGCGACCGGUGGAAAUAAACGACCCCGUUAAAGUUCCUCCGAUGCAGAAAUCUGAAUUAUGCUGUAGGGUAAAUCAGCCCACAGUACUAACUCGUCGAGCCUGCGAAGUGGCGGUGGGUUGCAGGCCUAGACGAAAGCCUUUUAUUGCACACUCGUACUGUGUAGACUCGGAGCAGGAGAUACAUCGUUACGUGUCAGAGGAUGACCGGGUAUCGUGUUAG
This is a messenger RNA of Leptosia nina, 501 nucleotides long. The record is from the annotation of a GenBank genome assembly. NCBI's taxonomy places the organism in Eukaryota, Metazoa, Arthropoda, Insecta, Lepidoptera, Pieridae.